Messenger RNA from Folsomia candida, 1881 nucleotides. RefSeq names its product pollen-specific leucine-rich repeat extensin-like protein 3. Lineage: Eukaryota; Metazoa; Arthropoda; Collembola; Entomobryomorpha; Isotomidae. The record is from RefSeq and is a predicted model, not a curated record. The transcript is spliced from 6 exons. Bases 194 to 1624 code for a protein of 476 amino acids.
CUGAGUUUAUCAUAUUGGAAACCAUGAAAUUGAUUAGUACUAUCGGUUUCGCUGAACUGGAAUAAAUAGAAAUCGGACACCUUUCUGGAUUUUAUAGGUACCCCAGAUUCCAGUCCGAGGACAUUAAGUAGAAUUCAGAUAUUCCAUAAAAACCAUUAAGUACCAGUGCUGAUUUUAAUAAAAUAUCUACAAAAUGAUUAACAAAUCAGUUUUAGCUGGAAUUCUAUUUUCCAUGAUCAACUUGAUAAUCUGCAUUGUUCCAGAAAAUGUUACAAUAAUUAACGAUUUGCGAGAUUUCACUCCACUCCUCCUCGGUGAUGAUUUUGAUUACUUUGUCAGCAACAAACCGGCCACCGCUGAAGAAGCAGAGAAAGUUUGUGAAAGUAUAGGGAAAAACUUUCACCUUGUGACUUUCGAAAAUGAAACGGAGUAUCGGAAAUUGCUCCCGUAUCUCCGCAGUUUAGAGUUCAAAAAUAUUUGGACUUCCGGAGUAAAAUAUCAAGCAUCUACUGGAGUGAAAUACUUGUGGACUCAUCCAACUCCCAGCUUUCCAAUAAAUUUCAACAAUUUUCCAUCCUCUACAACAAUGUUGGAAAAAUUGAGCCAUCUCGAAUCUAAAGGAAAGGGAAAUCUUCCCCGUUGCAAGAACGGAUUUCUUACUCCGAGGUGCACCCCAGGAAAAUGCAAUGUCACCUUGGACGAUUGUAUCACAACCACGUUGCCCUGUCAGAUUACAAGUUGUAAACCAUGCACUGUGACCAGGCCAGAAUGUGGGGCCAGUUGUAACAACUGCACGAUAGAAAAUCCAGUUUGCACUGUUAUUCAGGAGCCCUGUCUAGUUCGAACCAGAGAAUGUACCACCAAUCGUCCCCCAUGUGAAAUCACUACUCCAGAAUGUAUAACUUGGCGUCCACCCUGCGUCACGGUCAACCCACCGUGCCACGUGUCGACACCCAGGCCAUGCACCACUACCACGAGGCGACCCUGCUCUACGACCAAGCACGACUGCACGACCACCCAAUCUCCAUGCAGUGGAACCAAGUGUGCUCCCCCAGUAACGUUUUGCAAGCCUUUAUUCAAAUGCGAACCGGAACCGGAAAUAUGUCAACCGGGACCAAUUAUUUGCCCCACACCGAUUACCACGUGUCCACCUGAACAAACAAUUUGCAAACCUGCCGUUGUACAUUGCCCUGACCCUGUUAUCGAUUGUCCCGAACCUGACGUCUACUGCCCGCCUCCACGGACGCAUUGCACGCCACCAAAAGUAAGUUGCAGUCCUCCAGAAGUAAAUUGUCCUGGAAUUAUUGUAAACUGUCCGAGUCCAAGUUAUGCCUGCCCUCCCCCAACCGUAAAUUGUCCACCCCCACAAAUCGAAUGUGACGAUAUAAUCCCCUGUGAAUACCCGAGCCCACCACCUCCCUGCCCAUCCACCAAUCCAGACGAGUUCAUCGACGACAGCGAAGAAGACGGUGGUGGAGAUGUCGAGCCGGUCAUAACUUCCGGAGAAGACUGCAAGGACGACUGUCUUCCCAAUGGUUGCAUCGCCCUCAGAAAAAUGACCGAUUUCAAGUAUAAGUUGAGCGAUUGUGGAGAAAAGCUGCAUUUCAUUUGUGAAGGACGCUGAUGAUAACAGUGGUCCUUCGCAACUUCAAUUUCAUUAUGCGGUAAGUAAGUAUCACCUUAUCAGCUGAUAAUUCAUAUCCGGAUAUCAAAGUCAAUCAAUCAAUACGUAUAUAAAUCUCUCAUGUAUGUGUGUAAUAAGGUCAAACAGUACUUAUCAUCACAUGCCCACAUUAAAGUUACACGCAUGUAUUGAUUCUUGUUUAUUUGUACAGUUUAAUUUCUGAUUUAUAACUUACAAUAAAAAAAUUAUUACAUUAA